AUGUCUGAAUCACGCUUGGACCAGUCCCUCGAGUCCAUCAUCAGCUCGAGGAAGCAGUCAGGCCGCAAGGGCCGCGGCGGCCGUCGCCCAGAUGCCGGUCGCCCUGCUGCCACCGCCGCCCCUGUCGGUGGUGUCAAGAAGUCGACAAAGCAGGCCAAGCAGCCCAAGGCAGCUCCUGCCGGCCCCGCUGCUGUCGGCGGUGAGAGCAAGAUUAUGAUCUCCAACUUGCCGUUGGACGUCGAGCAGAACCAACUUCAGGAUUACUUUGCCUCCGCAGUCGGUGUUGGCAGGCCCAAGAAGAUCCUCAUGCAGUACGGACCAAACGGCAAGAGCCUCGGAAGCGCUACCGUCAUCUUCAACAGGCCCGAACAGGCCUCCAAGGCCACCACUGCCUUGAACGGAGUUAAGAUUGACAACCGCCCUAUUCGCGUUGACCUCCUUGUCAGCGCUGCGAACGUACCCGCAACCAAGCAGUCUUCUCUUGCCGACCGCGUCACACAACCGAAAAAGGACAAGCCCAAGCCGGCAACAGCCGCAAAAGCCGCUCCUGCUGCUGGUAAAGGACGCGGGGAGGCCACCCGUGGUCGCGGUGGCCGUGGUGGCCGCGAGCGCCAGAAGAAGAAGACAAUCGAGGAGCUUGACGCUGAGAUGGCUGACUACUUCCCCACCGCCGAGGGCGGCAACGAUGUCAUGGUCAGCAACGGCGCCGAGGCUGCCCCGGCUGUUGCGGGAGGUGACACUGCCAUGGACGACGAGAUGCUCUGA
Molecule: messenger RNA, 765 nt
Organism: Ascochyta rabiei
Lineage: Eukaryota; Fungi; Ascomycota; Dothideomycetes; Pleosporales; Didymellaceae
Product: RNA-binding RNA annealing protein
Exons: 4
Coding region: 1-765 (254 amino acids)
Biological process (GO): mRNA export from nucleus
Cellular component (GO): nucleus
Molecular function (GO): mRNA binding
Source: RefSeq, a predicted model, not a curated record